Messenger RNA from Archocentrus centrarchus (flier cichlid), 3632 nucleotides. RefSeq names its product axin-2-like. Gene Ontology annotation, biological process: negative regulation of canonical Wnt signaling pathway; regulation of centromeric sister chromatid cohesion; positive regulation of proteasomal ubiquitin-dependent protein catabolic process. Lineage: Eukaryota; Metazoa; Chordata; Actinopteri; Cichliformes; Cichlidae. Gene Ontology annotation, molecular function: beta-catenin binding; protein kinase binding; I-SMAD binding. The transcript is spliced from 11 exons. The record is from RefSeq and is a predicted model, not a curated record. Gene Ontology annotation, cellular component: beta-catenin destruction complex; nucleus; plasma membrane. The coding region runs from base 181 to 2565 and encodes 794 amino acids.
AAAAAUGGAGUAACAGUUUAACUUUUUUUUUUUUAAUGGGUUUCACUCUGUUUGGAUCUGCCUGCGAUGAGUGAAGAGGAGCUGAGAAGCUCCCCCGCUGCUUUUAGAGAGUGAGGAGGAUUAGGCUGGAGCUCAGUGGAGGCACGACGGCACUCUCACACGGCAACCAGAGCUGGAGCCAUGAGCAGGGCGCUUACGGAGCACAUCAGCAGUAGCUUCCGAGAAGAUGCUCCUCGUCCUCCGGUACCGGGGGAGGAGGGAGAGGCGUCAUGCUACAACCCCAGCAGAUCUACCAAAAUGAGAGCCCAGAGCAAGGUUAAAGAUACCCCCGCCGCCGCCGCGCCUCCCGGCUCCACACCGCGGAGGAACGAGGAUGGACUCGGGGAGCCAGAGGGCAGCGCGUCCCCGGACUCGCCUCUAGUCCGGUGGACAAAGUCUCUGCAUUUUCUCCUGGGCGACCAAGACGGCGCUCACCUUUUCAAGACCUUUCUGGAGCGGGAGAAUUGCGUGGACACUUUGGACUUUUGGUUCGCCUGCAACGGUUUCAGGCAAAUGGACUUAAAGGAUACCAAAACGCUGCGAGUUGCCAAAGUUAUUUUCAAGCGGUACAUCGAGAACAACAGCAUUGUCGCCAAGCAACUGAAACCGGCCACCAAGGCCUUCAUAAGGGAUAGUAUUAAGAAACAACAAAUAGACUCGUCCAUGUUUGACCAGGCACAGACGGAAAUUCAGUCCAACAUGGAAGAGAAUGCAUACCAGAUGUUUUUGACCUCUGACAUAUACCUCGAAUACGUGCGCACCGGCUGCGAGAACGCGGCGUACAUGAACCACGGCGGUCUGGGCAGUCUCAAGCUGAUGUGCGGAUACCUUCCUCCUCUCAUGGAGGAAGAGGAAUGGAGUUGUAACGACCUGAAGGCAAAAACGUUAGGGUCUGUGGUCGGACUGUCUGCCAAAAACCUGAGGGCUACUGCUACCAUCCGGACAGCAGCUGAAGUGCUGGAGAACAGUUGCAGGUCCCACCGUCGAGGAGACCCUGCCAGCCCAUACUUUGUCAACUCUGGCUACAUUUUUGCCCCUGCCACCAGUGCCAAUGACAGCGAGAUCUCCAGCGAUGCCACGACAGAUGACUCCAUGUCGAUGACAGACAGCAGUGUAGAUGGAGUCCCUCCUUACAAGCUGGGUACCAAGAAGCAGCUUCAGCGAGAGAUGCACCGCAGCGUGAAGAUCAAUGGCCAGGUUACGCUACCCCACUUUCCUAGGACGCACCGGUUGCCCAAGGAGAUGACCCCUGUCGAGCCCUCAGCCUUUGCUGCCCAACUCAUCGCCCGGCUGGAGAAGCUGAAGCGGGAGCAGGAGACAAUGAGCUCACUGGAGGAGAGGCUGCAGCAGAUCCAGGAGGAGGAGGAAAGGGAGGAGGGCAACGACCUUAUCAGCAGCACCUCCCUCCAACACCCCCUGCUCCCAUCUGCCAGCCAGUGCGAGGAAGAUCCUCAGGCUAUCCUAGAUGAGCACCUUUCACGUGUCCUCAAGACACCUGGCUGCCAGUCACCAGGAGUUGUCCGCCACUCGCCACGCUCGCGGUCCCCAGACCGAACGGGUGCGAUGGUGUCAUCUGGCCAUGGGCCCUUCUUUGGUGCUUACCCUGGGGCUUCCAAGGUGCUAACGACAGGCAGGCAGUCUACAAAGCACAUCCACCACCACUACAUUCACCAUCACCACGCUGGGCCAAAGACCAAGGAGCAAAUCGAGGCCGAGGCGGCUCAGCGUGUGCAGUGCCUCUGCCCUCAAGGGGGCGCCAAUUACUCCGACUUCACACCUGCUCGCUGCAGCACUUUGUCCAAACGGCCGGUGAAGGCCUCCGACGAGGGCGUGUCUUCGCCACGCCUUCCCCUAGUUGCCACCGACCGCUCUCAGAAUGUUUGGCAGUGGAUCCUAGAGAGUGAGAGGCAGGGCAAGCACAAGCCCCACAGCACUCAAGGCCUAAAGAAGUCCAACCCGCUUGACUCCAAGACCCUGUCUGGUCGAACCGCCUCCUCGUCUUGGGGUGGAGGCGGCAUCGGCAAUGGGGCUCACCUCCGCGGCCAUCACCCGGGCCACCCUUUCAUUCAGGACCCAGCCAUGCCACCCCUACCCCCUCCCAACACCCUGGCACAGCUAGAAGAGGCCUGCCGCAGACUAGAAGAGGUUUCCAAGCCACCAAAACAAAGACAUUCAACUGGAGCCAGCAGCCUUCAGAGAGACAGGAGCCACCCGGCAGCUGCCUUUCCCACAGGAAGCAACUCUCUAGCCAGCCCUGGAAUCCAAGCAGACGAGUCUAAGGAGCUGGUGGUCACCUACUUUUUCUGUGGUGAGGAAAUUCCUUAUCGCAGCAUGAUGAAGACGCACUGCCUCACCCUGGGCCACUUCAAGGAACAGCUUAGCAAGAAAGGCAACUACCGAUACUACUUCAAGAAGGCGAGUGAUGAGUUUGAGUGCGGUGCGGUGUUCGAGGAGGUGUGGGAGGAUGCCACUGUGUUGCCCAUGUAUGAGGGCAAAGUCCUGGGCAAGGUGGAGAGGAUGGACUAAAGGCCACUUUGUGCCAGCCAACUAAUGCCCUUCAUGCCCCCCCGCCCAACCAAAAGCUAAAUCACUUGAGCAAGAGACUAAUUUACAAAAAAAACCCUCUGGACUCCUUUUUUUUUUUUGUUUUUAUUUCUUAAUAUUAAGCUAAACAGAGUUAAUAUAUCCAGCACAAGAGGAGCGAUUGAAGGAAGACGAGCCAAUGAAGUAUGCCGAACACAGAGGAGGUGCCGCCCCUCCCUGACUUUCUCAACCAAUCAGCCUUAGAAACACAAGGGAAUGAGAGAUGAGACUUUUGAAAGACCAAUACAGGGGUGGUGAUGAUGACGAAUGGAGGCCAGUGGGGGUGGGGGGGAGGGGGGGGACCCGGCCUCUUCUUGAAUAUAACCACUGAAGAUGUAGACGACUGUUGUCUCGUGAUGUGUGACAGACUGAUGGACUUGCAGGCGCCGAAGAUGCAGCGCCACCAACCUGCUCUUAACAUUACACUCCAACAUCGUUACAAAAACGUCCAUACGUGUGCAUAUACAUACAUGCAUAUAUGUAUAUAUACAUGUAUUAUAUAUAUAGAUGCUUUUUGUCAUGAGUUGAAAUUUUUUAUUAAGUAUUUAUUGAAAAAUGACCUUCCCCCCGUUGUCCCUUUCCCCUUCAGUCGCGUUGAGCCCGUGUCCCUCGCCCUCCCCUUUUACAGCCAAUGGGUAAGCUGCUUUGAAUGUUGGGAGAAUACUGUGGUGAUAUAGUUUUAGUGUUUUAUGUUACACAGAGGACGUGACACUAGCCUAGCACUUCCCAUAGCCUUGUAGCCACGUCUGACCCAAACUAACAACCUUAGAGGCGGUCUUGUCCGAGGCGCCCUCCCUCCACUCUAAUGGUCAAUCCCAGUCUUAUAUGCUGCUGAUAGUUUAUAAGUAAGUUUGUCACACUAGCAUUUCCUCUGCCUCGUUCUCUCUGCUUCCCUCCUUCCUCCCUCCCUCCCUUCGCUUUUCGCUUUGUCUCAGUCUGGCGACGGAGUUCAAUCUUUUUUGUUGUGCCUUUGUUUGUAAUCCAGGCAUUGCACAGAGGUGGGGGGGGGG